Dipodomys spectabilis (banner-tailed kangaroo rat) is the source of this 4426-nucleotide messenger RNA. It is a transcript of the gene Heph, whose product is annotated as hephaestin. The transcript is spliced from 21 exons. The record is from RefSeq and is a predicted model, not a curated record. The coding region runs from base 186 to 3671 and encodes 1161 amino acids. NCBI's taxonomy places the organism in Eukaryota, Metazoa, Chordata, Mammalia, Rodentia, Heteromyidae. Gene Ontology annotation, biological process: iron ion transport. Gene Ontology annotation, molecular function: oxidoreductase activity; copper ion binding. Gene Ontology annotation, cellular component: plasma membrane.
ACCCUGCCAGACGGGAGUCCCGGAGGAUUUAAUUCAUGAGGAAGUCCCGGUAACCCAGGAUACUGAGUACACAGGGCUGGCAGGCGCAGGCCGGGGUCUGCAGUUCAGCACAGUGGGCCGCUGACAUGAGUAUGGAAUGAAGGGUUUUCUCUGGCAAAGAUUCCGUUUGCCUAUUUCUCAGUGUUAUGUGGGUCAUGGAGCCAGUCCACUUCCUCUGGGCACUGCUGUUUAUGCAGUCCUUAUGGCCGCUACUGACUGAUGGGGCAACUCGAGUCUACUACCUGGGCAUCCGGGAUGUGUACUGGAACUAUGCUCCCAAGGGAAGGAAUGUCAUCACAAACCAGCCUCUGGAAAGUGACACAGUGGCUUCUAGCUUUCUAAAGUCUGACAAGAACCGGAUAGGAAGCAACUAUAAGAAGACCAUCUAUAAGGAAUACAGAGACAACACAUAUACUGAAGAAGUGGCCCAGCCUGCCUGGUUGGGCUUCCUGGGGCCUGUGUUACAGGCUGAGGUGGGAGAUGUCAUUCUCGUUCAUCUGAAAAAUUUUGCCACUCGUCCCUAUACCAUUCAUCCUCAUGGUGUUUUCUAUGAGAAGGACUCAGAAGGAUCCCUAUAUCCAGAUGGCUCUUCUGGACACUUGAAAGCUGAUGAUUCUGUUCCCCCGGGAGGCAUCCAUAUCUAUAAUUGGACUGUUCCAGAAGGCCACGCACCUACUAGUGCUGACCCAGCGUGCCUCACCUGGAUCUACCAUUCUCAUGUAGAUGCUCCACGAGACAUUGCCACUGGUCUCAUUGGACCCCUCAUCACCUGUAAAAGAGGAACCUUGAAUGGAAACUUUCCUCCUCGGCGACAAGAUGUGGACCAUAAUUUCUUUCUGCUCUUCAGUGUGGUAGAUGAGAACCUUAGCUGGCAUCUUGAUGAGAAUAUAGUUACUUACUGCAAAGAUCCUGCCUCAGUGGACAAAGAAGAUGAAGCCUUUCAGGAAAGCAACAGAAUGCAUGCAAUCAAUGGCUUUGUCUUUGGGAACUUACCAGAGCUGAGUAUGUGUUCACAGAAGCAUGUAGCCUGGCACUUGUUUGGAAUGGGCAAUGAAGUGGAUGUCCACACAGCUUUUUUCCAUGGACAGAUGCUGACUACUCGUGGUCACCGCACAGAUGUGGCCCACAUCUUUCCCGCCACCUUUGUGACAGCUGAGAUGGUGCCCCAGGAGCCUGGCACUUGGCUAAUUAGUUGUCAAGUGAACAGUCACUUUCAAAGUGGUAUGCAGGCACUCUACAAAGUCACAUCUUGCUCCACAGCCCCUCCUGUGGGCCACCUCACAGGCAAAGUUCGGAAGUAUUUCAUUCAGGCUAAUGAGUUUCAAUGGGACUAUGGCCCUAUGGGGCAUGAUGGGAGUACUGGAAAGAGUUUGAGAGAGCCAGGAAGUGGCUCAGAUAAAUUCUUCCAGAAGAACUCUACCCGGAUUGGAGGUAGUUACUGGAAAGUUCGAUAUGAAGCUUUUCAGGAUGGAUCAUUCACUAACAAAGUGCAACUGGAAGAAGAUAAAUAUCUUGGAAUCCUGGGGCCAGUGAUCCGGGCUGAGGUGGGUGACACCAUUCUAGUGGAUUUCCACAACCGAGCCUCACAGCCAUUCAGCUUGCAGCCCCAUGGGGUUUUUUACACAAAAGACAACGAGGGUACAGUAUACAAUAAUGGCUCAUCCCCCUCAGGCUUGGUGGCCAAGCCCUUUGAGAGAGUAACAUAUAACUGGACAGUCCCCCCUCAUGCUGGUCCCACUGCUCAGGAUCCUGCCUGUCUCACCUGGAUGUACUUCUCAGCUGUGGAUCCUAUAAGAGAUACAAAUUCUGGCCUCGUGGGCCCCCUGCUGGUGUGCAAGGCUGGCGCCUUGGGUGCAGAUGGCAAGCAGAAAGGGGUGGAUAGAGAAUUCUUUCUUCUAUUCACUGUGAUGGAUGAGAAUGAGAGCUGGUACAACAUUAUCAAUCAAGAGGCUGCUAUGUUGGAUUCCUCAUUGCUCUCAUCAGAUGUCAAAGGCUUCCAGGACUCCAAUCGGAUGCAUGCCAUUAACGGGUUUCUGUUCUCUAACCUGCCCAGGCUGGACAUGUGCAAGGGUGACACGGUGGCCUGGCACCUGCUUGGCCUGGGCACGGAGACUGACGUGCACGGGGUCAUGUUCCAAGGCAACACUGUGCAACUUCAGGGCAUGAGGAAAGGGGCAGCCAUGCUCUUUCCUCACACAUUUGUCACAGCCAUCAUGCAGCCUGACAACCCUGGGACAUUUGAGAUUUACUGUCAGUCAGGCAACCACAGAGAAGCAGGGAUGAAGGCAAUAUAUAAUGUCUCUCAGUGUUCUGACCGUCAAGCCAGCCCUCGCCAAUACUACCAAGCUUCAAGAAUCUACUACAUCAUGGCAGAAGAGGUGGAGUGGGACUAUUGCCCUGACAGGACCUGGGAACUGGAAUGGCACAACCAGUCUGAGAAGGACAGUUAUGGUCAUGUUUUCCUGAGCAAUAAGGAUGGGCUCUUAGGUUCCAAAUACAAGAAAGCUGUCUUCCGGGAGUACACUGAUGGUACAUUCAAGAACCCUCAGCCAAGAUCUGGAGCAGAGGAGCAUUUGGGAAUCAUGGGUCCACUUAUCAGAGGAGAAGUUGGUGAUAUCCUGACUGUGGUAUUCAAGAACAAUGCCAGUCGUCCCUACUCUGUGCAUGCCCAUGGAGUUCUAGAAUCUAAUACUGGCAGGCUGCAGGCUGCUGAGCCUGGUGAAGUGCUUAUUUACCAGUGGAACGUUCCAGAGAGAUCUGGUCCUGGACCUAACGACUCUGCUUGUGUUUCCUGGAUCUAUUAUUCUUCAGUGGAUCCCAUUAAGGACAUGUAUAGUGGCCUUGUGGGACCCUUGGCCAUCUGCCGAAAGGGCACCCUGGAUCCCCAUGGAGUACGAAGUGAUAUGGAUCAGGAAUUUGCUUUGUUAUUUUUGAUCUUUGAUGAGAACCAGUCGUGGUAUCUGGAGGAGAAUGUGGCAACUUAUGGACCCCAGGAGCCAGGACUUCUUAACCUACAGGACGAGACUUUCUUGGAGAGCAAUAAAAUGCAUGCCAUCAAUGGGAAAGUCUAUGCCAACCUCAAGGGGCUUACCAUGCACCAAGGAGAACAAGUGGCCUGGUAUAUGCUGGCCAUGGGCCAAGAUACUGACAUACACACUGUCCACUUCCAUGCAGAGAGCUUCCUCUAUCGGAAUGGACAGAGUUACCGGGCAGAUGUUGUAGACUUGUUUCCAGGUACCUUUGAAGUCGUGGAGAUGGUUGCCAGCAAUCCUGGGACAUGGCUGAUGCAUUGCCAUGUGACUGACCAUGUCCAUGCUGGCAUGGAGACACUCUUUACUGUCUUGCCUCAAAAAGAACAUGUAGGCACUUUCAGCACCAUCACCAAAGAGACUGAAAAUGCUCUGAUUCUAAGGGACAUUGAAGAUGGCAGUGUGAGAAUGUUGGGCAUGAAGCUCCCUGUAAAGGAUGUCGAGAUUCUGAUUGCUGUUUUGAUUGCCAUGGGUGUCAUCCUCUUGCUAGUUGCUCUGGCUCUAGGUGGCAUGGUCUGGUACCAGCAUCGGCAGAGAAAGCUUCGACGGAACAGGAGGUCCAUCCUGGAUGAUAGCUUCAAGCUUUUGUCUCUUAAACAGUAAUAACUAGAGUCUGGACAUAUCCUCAGGAAGCACAUCUGAACUCCCCAAAUCCCAGGAAGCUGUGGACUAGCAGCUAACUCUACUGUGAAAAGGGCAUAGUUGUUGGAGGGGCAAGGAUGGAAUCAAAAUUAUCUGGGCAUUUCUUCAUUUAUUUAUUUACAUGCUUUUACUUUUCUUUAGUUUCUUUGCUAUACUUAAGUACUUAGGACUAGGUAAAUCCCAUAGUACGCUCCACAAAAAAUUUCAACAGCUAUAAUAAUAUUUUUUAAUUCUUGGAAGGUCUGGAAAUUUCAUAGAAAAGGAUCCUUCUUUAUGAAAUAAACUCAUUAAGUAGGUUUUUCAGCCUUCCAGAAUGGAGGUAAGUUGAACUAAGGUCAUAUGAGCUACAAAGUUAACUCAUAACUAAACUAAGGAUUAUGAAGAAGGAUUAUGAGAAGAUGGAGAAUUGGAGGUAGGGUAGGAAUAGGGAAUACAAAUUAUGAUUUAUUUUCUUUGGCAGUGGACUCUUUUGGAGAAUUGUGUGGAAGGGUUAUUGAUGCCAUAAUUACCUACAACCUGUGGAUCCAGAUAUACUCCAGAAAGCCACUCAUUCAGUACUGUAAACAGGGUGGCAAUGAAGGGAAUUUUGAGUGGCCUCCCCAUGUUUGAGACAGGAAAUUCUUUAUAUUAAAGUUGUUAGAGCUUUUUAGAGCUGGGCCCUGGUGGCUCAUGCCUGUAAUCCUAGGAACUUAUAAAGCUGACAUCUGAGGAUCCCA